Molecule: messenger RNA, 5682 nt
Organism: Phlebotomus argentipes
Lineage: Eukaryota; Metazoa; Arthropoda; Insecta; Diptera; Psychodidae
Gene: gig
Product: tuberin
Exons: 6
Coding region: 118-5682 (1854 amino acids)
Biological process (GO): regulation of cell cycle; negative regulation of TOR signaling; negative regulation of insulin receptor signaling pathway
Cellular component (GO): TSC1-TSC2 complex; nucleus; cytoplasm
Molecular function (GO): GTPase activator activity
Source: RefSeq, a predicted model, not a curated record
UGUUUUGUGUUGUGAACGUCGUGAGUAGCGCCGCGAAAGUGUGUCGGGAAGUGCGAUCCUCGCGGGGGCCAUUUGUCUUUGUUGGCGGCUUAGUUUGGCGUCGGCGUGCGUGCAAAGAUGUCGAAGGAGACGCGAAUGCAGAAGCUGAAGCAGUUCUUCAAGAGCACCAAGGCGCCAGGUGGCGGACUUCAGCAGCAGUCGGACUUCUCGCUGACGCCGGAGAUUGAGCGCGAAUUGCGGCCGGAGACGCCCGUGAAUCAGCGCUGCAAGAUCCUGCGCGAGCUGGGGGAGGAUCUGAAGAAGUGCCGGCUGGAGGACAGCUCGCUGAAGAAGCUGUGGGAGCUCACCAGUGACCUGAUCGUGGCCAAUCGGCCACAGGAGCAGCGCCAGACGGCGUUCGCCUUCUACAGGAAGCUGAUCAGCACGCAAUUCCCCAAUUUGCAUCUCAUGCGGGCGCAGUUCUUCCGCGUGAUCCAGAAUCACGCCGUGCCGGAGGACAUUGGCUACCGGCUGGAGCUGCUGCGCGCACUCACGGAGGAUGGCAAGGACAUCUCGUACUUCGAGGCGGAGAUCGGGCGCUUCAUGGUGCAGUGGUGCCAGGCGAUUAUGGACGCGCGCCUGAUGGAGACGUACCUGGACAUCCUCAUCAACAUCAUCAAGUACAACGCGGCGUACCUGGACAACGAGGUCACCGUGGGCAUCGUGAAGCAGUCCUGCUUCAUCAGCUGCUGCCUCGAGGACGACCGCACGGUGCUCCAGUGCCUCACCGUGCUGGAGACCAUCAUGUCCUACGCCAUCUUCCCCUUCGAGACGCUCAAUCUGUGCAUCGUGGCGCUGUGCAAGACAGUGAACAGGGAGGCCUUCUGCCAGACCUCGUGGAAGAUCAUGCGCACCCUCCUCGGCACAGAUCUCGGCUACGCCGCGCUCUGCAUGAUGUGCAACUACCUCAACGACCCCGCCGUGUACGACGACGAGGUGCUGCUGCGCGGCGCGGUGUUCCACACGAACAUGGGCCUCUGGGGCCCCGCCGCGCCCGCCCUGCGCUGCUCACCGUCCACCGUGCUGCUCAGCUUCCUGCGCGUGCUGCGCUCGCGCCACUUCAUCGUCAGCUUCGAGGUGGCGCUCAGCAUUCAGCGUCUCAUACAGCGCAGCGGCGCGGAGCUGACGGAGCCAGCCUGGGACACACUGUGCCAGAUCAUGGACGCCCUGGCGGACAACAUGGCGCACUAUGACAGAGACGGAGCGCCGCGCAGCAACUGCGUCAGCAAGAUCUUCCACGAGACUCUCGAUGAUGUGGAGAUGAAACUGCGGAGGCACGAGAUCAACGCCAAUGCCGACAUGAUCUACAAUCUGAUCGAGAAGGUGGCGGACGACAGAUCCGAGGCGUCGGUCUUCAAUCUGAUCGAGUAUCGUGCCAGCAGGAUCUCGGCGUCGCGGCCCAAGUGGCUGCAGGCGCUCAGUGUGUUCAUGGAGCGUUUCUACAGGCAGAACAGGAAGACGAACAUCCGCGUGAAGGCGAUCGUGUCACUCAUUCAGAUCAUGGACAUCAACAGGGCGGCGUAUGAGGAGGAGAUUCUGGAGCGCAUCGUCAUUCCCAACUUCAGCAACAUCCAUCAGGAGUCUGAUGUGGUGGUGAGAUCAACGGCUGCCAAGCUCCUCAUUGACUUCACUCUGCACUGCGACAGCAAGCGAUGCCUGGAGUUGCUGGACAUCGUGGAGAGACUGAUGAAUCGGCCGUUCGAGGUGCACGAUCCCACGGUGAGGCUCGUGGAGGCGGAGAUUCAGGAUCUGCUGUCGCUGGUGGAGGGUCUGAUCCGCACGUUCCUCGUGAAGCUCUACCGCCUGCCGUCGAUCCACGCCAUUCGCAUCUUCUACCUCCUGGUGGGCCACCUGGAGACGCACUAUGACAAUCCGCGCGUCUUCGAGACGCUGAACGCGGUGCGCAUGCAGAUCUUCAAGUGGAUGCUGGACGCGCGCUGCAACGGCGCCUUCCAGCUGGGCUAUCCGAGUGCCAAGGGCGGCGCAAUGCGCUACAGCCACUAUCUCAGCAUCGACGCCAAGCAGCCGCUGCAGAUCUCCAUUCCGCAGCCGCUCGUGCAGGCGGACGUGGCGGUGGGCGGCACUCAUGCCACGGCCAUCUCCAUUCGGCGCGGCUGCAAGGUGAUCGUGCGGUGUCUGGACAUGGAGAGAGACUGGGCAGUGAUGCAGCUGGUGCUGAAAGAAUUACCCAACAUUCUGCAGAACAAGGCGCUGAUUGUGGGCAAUGAUGUGGACAGUCUGGCCAGGAGUCUCAACAUUCUCUAUGGCAACAAGAGCAUCGUCGAUGGAUACAUUUCUACGGCUGGAAAGCCCUCACUGUCUGACUUCCAUCUGCUCGUACUGCCCGCCAUUGCGGCGCUGAUCACUUAUCAUCAGUAUCUGGACACGCGAACGCUGAAGAGCAUCAUUGAUGUGCUGAAGCUGGGACUGUUCUGUCGCAAUCCGCGCGUCUGCGUGCACGCACUCACGCUCAUGACGCUCGAGAUUCCCGACACGUUUCUCAGAUAUGCACCGGAAGUGUUGCUGGAGAUGAGCAAGAUAUCAAACACAACCGCCGUGGCGAUUCCUGUGCUGGAGUUUCUCUCGACGCUCAGCCGAUUGCCAAAUCAUCGCUUUGCCAACUUCGUGCAGCGCCAAUAUAUGUGCUUCUUCGCCAUUGCGCUGCCCUACACGAAUCCCUAUCGCUAUGAUCACUACACAGUGUCGCUGGCGCAUCACGUGAUCGCGGCGUGGUUCCUCAAGUGUCGCCUGUGUCUGCGCAAUACGUUCGUGAAGUACAUUUUGGCUGGCCUGGAGUCGCACAUCCACAUGACAUUCCAGGAGAUCAAGGCGAAGAUGGACUUUACGCCCGUGAAUGAGGACUCGUCGAACAGGAAGCGCAGCUCAAGUCUCACGGAGCAGGGCAGUCGCAAGCAGAGGCGCGCCAAGGUGGAUCUCAAGCCACUGAUUGACGAUGCGCUGUAUCAGUUUCACAUGGAGUUGGCCGAGACGUGCAUUGACUUCAUGGCGCGCUACACGUACAGCUCGUGCUCGGUGAUGCCCAAGCGCAUGCCGUCGGCGGACUUCCUGCUGGCUGGCGGGCAGACGGUCACGUGGCUGAUUGGCCACAAUUUGGUCACCAUCACGACCAGCGGCUGCUCCACGAGUCCGCUGCGCAAUGGACUGUGCGACAGGUGCAAUUUGGCGUGCAGAGGCGCCCAAGGGCGCUCAGAGGCCACGAGUGUGUCGCAGGAGUUGCGCGACAGCGCCGCAGAGUUGCAGCCCAAUAAAAGUGCUCAGGAGUCUGAGAGCUGUGACUUCACGUCGUCGACUUCCUCGUCAUCGGCUGCAACGCCCUUCUCGGCUCAGCAGCCGCAGAAGUUCUUCCGCCAGAGCUCCUCGGAUGGUCGCUACAGCAGCUGCUCGGGCAGCUUGGAGGCUCUGUCGAGGCGCGGCAGCAAUCCGGACACGGAAUCGUCAGAUGGUCCAGUGGGGAAGCUGGAGAAUCCCAUCUCCAUCUCCUCAUCGGGCAUCUCGAUACCGCAAAUGACGACGCCGCAAUCGAGUGUGGAUCGGCCGCGACAGACGUGCGCGUGCUCGUGCACGGGAUGGGCGGAGGUGUGCAUCAGAAGGCCCACGGGAUGCACAUCGUGGGUGAUGAGGAUACAGAAUCAGAUUGGCGCGGACUCGUAUGCCAAUGAUUUGCCACUGCACGAUCUCACCAGUCUGUUUAUGCCCUCAAUUGGGGGCAGUGUGAUGGGCGGGGAGUUCAUGGCGUCGAUGGCGUCGCCGCAGGUGCAGGAGGAGACGUCGGAGAGAGUGCAUCCGAAGAUGGCGGAGCUGGCGAAGAGGCGCGUCGAGGAGCAGCAGCAACAGCAGCAUCAGGAGGAGGAGGAGAAAGUGUCGCAGAGUGGAGUCUCCUUGGCCGCCACCACGGGCCCUAUUGAUAUUCCCAAGCAACUGCAGAAGGUCAGCGAGUCGGGGAGUUUCAGUGACCACGAUCCGGAUGGUGAUGAUGUGGCGUUUCAGGACAGUGACUCGCGAUCGAGGAAUCCGGUGAGGCGCGUGAAUUCCAGCCCGGAGAUGAGUUCCAACUGGCGGAAUCCCUUCUUGAGUGGGCAAAAGAGUGGCGCCGCGGUGUCUCAAGGCGGCGCACAAGCGGCGGACAAGGCGAACGAGGAGGAGACGACGCCGGCGCUGCAAGUGGAGUCGAGUCAGCAGAAGAAGAAGAGCGCCUAUGGCAAGGAUAUGAGGGUGAGUUGCGAGGCCAUUCCGGAGGAGAUGGCCGGCUCCACGCCACCGAGUGUUGUGGGAUCUGUGACGAAUGAGGGUGGCGAUCUCAUGAUACCCGAAGCUGUCACGGCGGAGCCACCGCGGAAGCAACACUCCGCAGAUGAUGCGGUGCAGCCGCCGCCGCAGCCGCAGGUGAAGUGUGAUCCGGGAACGAUGAAUCUGAAGUUGCCGAUUGACGGGCAGAAGGUGACGGCGAAGCCACCACAAUCGCCGGUGCCGCUGUCGCCGCGCUUGCUGGCGCGCAAUGCGGCCAACAAGAUUGCCGGGACGUCGGUGGGCCCGUUUGGAUCCACCGGCGGUGGGAAUUACGCGGACGUGGGCGAUCUGCCGCGCGGUAGAUCCAAGACGAUCUCCGUGGUCAGGGAGCACUACUCGCGCGACGCCCUCAAGUACACACUGCGCGGCGCCACGACCACACCGAGCGCUGCGCCGCGGCGCGAUGCGCCCGCGUCGAGUGUCAAUCGAUCGGGCAUCAAUCCCAGCUUCGUCCUGCUGCAGUUCUAUCACACCGGGCAGCUGCAGCUGAAUGUGACGGAGAGGCCGCUGAGAGUGGACGCGACGAAUGCCAAGGCGAUCGCGCUGCUGGACUUGAUUCCGCCAUUUGAGACGCACAAGAUUGGCGUGCUGUACGUGGGUCCGGGUCAGUGCAACAAUGAGACUGAGAUGCUGAAGAAUCGCUUCGGCUCCUUCCGCUAUGCGGAAUUCCUGCGCAACUUGGGCACACUUGUGUCCAUCAAGGAUGCGAAGGAGCACAAUUUGUACAUCGAUCUGGAUAUGGCGGAUGGCCAAUUUACGUACAUCUGGCAGGAUGACAUUGUGCAGGUGGUUUAUCAUGUGGCCACGCUGAUGCCGAACAAGGAGCAAGAUCCGAAUUGCACGGAGAAGAAGAAGCACAUCGGCAAUGACUUCGUGAGCAUUGUGUACAACGAGAGUGGCGAAGAGUACAAUCUCAACACCAUCAAGUGCCAGUACAACUAUGCCAGCGUGAUUGUGGAGCCGCUGGAGCUCAACAGCUGCCGCGUGUACGUGAGGGCCAAGGAGGACAUCAAGGACUACGUCGCCUACUCGGAGCCGAAGAUUGUCAGCGACUCCAGCGCUCCGCUCCUCGCCAGGCAGCUCGCGCUGCAUGCAAAUCUCGCCUCGCUGGUCUCCAAGAGUCUGAAGAACAAAGGACAAGGACCCUACGCGUCCAAUUGGCUGGAGAGAUUGCGGAAGAUCAAGCGAAUGAGGGCGAAACUUCUCAACGAGUCCAAGACUGCUGCUGAGGCGAUGGGAGGCGGCCAGCCGAGCGGCGUGGAGGCCGAGAAGGCCGGCCAAGAUGCCACUGCGAAGAAGUCUCACAUGGACGACUUCACUUUGUACACGCUGUAA